ACUAGGUAGAGUUGUAAUUGUCAUUUUAGCAAGAUCAUCAUCCGAAACACAAGGAGAGGCAACGAGUAAACACAAACAAUAAAUAAACUCACGACCCAACCAAAUGGCAGAGCGUGUCUUUCUACUCACUUCUCAACCUUCACUCCCUUUCCCUUCUUCACCAACCAAAAUGGCUGCUCUCGGUGGCGCCGCCGCUCGCAUGAUUCCUUCCACCGCCACCAGAGCCACCCUCUCACUCUCUUCCUCCUCAUACUCCUCCCGUUCCUUCUUCUCAUUCUCCUCCUCCUCCUCCUCCUCUUCCCGUUCCUCCUUCCAAUGCUUGCGCUCCUCUCCUCGCAUUUCUCACCUUUUUCUCAAUCAGGGGAGAGCUGAGGUUCGUGUUUCGAGUGGAGGAUUUGCAACGGUGUCUGCUCCUAAAUCCUUUGCGUCUGAUCCUGAUCAGCUGAAGAACGCUAAAGAAGAUAUCAAGGAGCUUCUUAGGACCCAGUUCUGUCAUCCAAUUCUCAUUCGUUUGGGAUGGCAUGAUGCUGGUACUUAUAAUAAGAACAUUGAGGAGUGGCCACAGAGGGGUGGAGCUAAUGCUAGCUUAAGAUUUGAAGUUGAGCAGAAACAUGCAGCCAAUGCUGGACUUGUAAAUGCAUUGAAACUUCUUCAGCCAAUCAAAGACAAAUACUCUGGUGUGACAUAUGCAGACUUAUUUCAGUUGGCUGGUGCUACAGCUGUGGAGGAAGCUGGAGGCCCGAAAAUUCCUAUGAAAUAUGGAAGAGUAGACGUAUCUGGACCUGAACAAUGCCCUGAAGAAGGGAGACUUCCUGAUGCUGGUCCCCCAUCACCUGCUGAUCAUUUGCGUCAAGUUUUCUAUCGAAUGGGUCUGAAUGACAAGGAAAUUGUGGCAUUAUCUGGUGCACACACACUGGGUCGGUCUAGACCAGACCGUAGUGGCUGGGGCAAGCCUGAGACUAAAUAUACGAAAGAUGGGCCGGGAGCACCUGGAGGACAAUCCUGGACAGCGCAAUGGUUGAAGUUUGACAACUCUUACUUCAAGGACAUCAAAGAAAAAAGGGAUGAAGAUCUAUUGGUAUUGCCAACUGAUGCUGCUAUUUUUGAAGAUCCAUCCUUCAAGGUAUACGCUGAGAAAUAUGCUGAAGAUCAGGAAGCAUUCUUUAAAGAUUAUGCUGAAGCGCAUGCCAAACUUAGCAACCUUGGAGCCAAAUUUGAUCCUCCAGAGGGCAUUGUAAUAGAUGGUGCUCCAAAUGCUGGGGCAAAGAAGUUUGUAGCAGCCGAGUACUCCUCUGGAAAGGAGUAAAAAACGAGUGUCAUGUUUUGUUGUACAACCAGUAUCUUUUAAUAAUACAAGAAGAAGCUAUUUUCAAAUCAUGUGAUAUAUCACAUGAAAUUUUGGGAGUGUUAAAUGAAGAACAAAGGAAUAAAAUUCAGUAGUGUGUGCCUAUUUGAAUUGCAGAGAGAGCUGUCUGAGUCUAUGAAGCAGAAGAUACGAGCUGAAUAUCAGGCAGUGGGAGGAAGCCCAGAUAAGCCUCUACAGUCAAACUAUUUUCUUAAUAUCAUAAUCGUUAUAGGUGUUUUGGCACUUUUAACAUCACUGUUUGGAAACUAGUUGGAUUUUGUUUUUCUUGGCUUCGCUAUAAUUGCAUCGGCAUUUGAUUUGA
This is a messenger RNA of Lotus japonicus, 1667 nucleotides long. RefSeq names its product probable L-ascorbate peroxidase 6, chloroplastic/mitochondrial. The transcript is spliced from 12 exons. The record is from RefSeq and is a predicted model, not a curated record. NCBI's taxonomy places the organism in Eukaryota, Viridiplantae, Streptophyta, Magnoliopsida, Fabales, Fabaceae. Gene Ontology annotation, biological process: response to reactive oxygen species; hydrogen peroxide catabolic process; cellular response to oxidative stress. Gene Ontology annotation, molecular function: peroxidase activity; heme binding. The coding region runs from base 104 to 1306 and encodes 400 amino acids.